This is a messenger RNA of Adineta steineri, 1458 nucleotides long. NCBI's taxonomy places the organism in Eukaryota, Metazoa, Rotifera, Eurotatoria, Adinetida, Adinetidae. The record is from the annotation of a GenBank genome assembly.
AUGAGUAAACUGGAUAAUAACCAUCGAUAUCAUCCAUACUCUCGAGCAAAAAAUUAUAAUAAUAAUGAUAGACGAUAUGAUGAUGAUAACUAUAAACGUUCAUAUAAGAAAAAUAAUAAACAUCAUUAUCAUUACCAUGAUAAUAGAAAUUAUAAUGAUUUUUCUUAUCGACGUUCAUAUAGAAAUGAUUAUCGUUAUCAACCACCAAAAUCGAAAAUGAAAUCGAAAUCUUAUUCUUAUUUUUCUACACCACCACCACCAUUAAUGUCCACUGAAAUACCUCCAUUAUUACCUCCUAUUCUUUCACCAUCUUUGCCGCCUCCUCCUCCGUUACUUACUGCUAUACCACAUGAACGUGAAUCAUGGAUUCGUUCAGUAAAAAAGACUAAAACAAACGAAAGUACAGAACAGAAAACACAAUAUUUAGAAACAAUGCUUCGUAUGCCACAACAAAAAUCUUUAUUAAAUUCAACACGAUUUGAUCGAAUGCGUUUUGCUGAUAAUCAAUUGUCUACAGCUACAACGACAACAACAACAACAACUACUACUACUGAUUCAGUCCAUAAUGAUAGUUUUGAUGCUAAUUCUUUUCAUUUAAUUGGUGAUAUUAAAAAUUAUGAUGAUAUUCGUACUUUAGAGGAAAUUUUAUUUAAUGAUGAAUUUGUACAACAACAACUACAGAAUACAUCUGAAACAUGUUCUAAUCAUGAACUAUUACCAACAUCAUCACCAGAAGUUACUGAAUGUGAAUCUAUUCGUGAAGAACAUUCAGAAUCAAAACCUUGUUCAGGUUUUCUUAUUGAUGGUUGUGAUGAAGAAGAAGCUCCUCCACUAUCACCUCCACCACGACCGCCACUACUUCGUCCAUCUUCUGAAGAAUUAACACAAUUAAAUGAUGAAGAUAUUACUGAACAACGUGUCAUGUUAGUUAGUGAACUUGAUGCUGCUGAUGCUGAAAGAAAAGAAGAAUUAAAACGUCAAAAACGAUUGCAUCAAAAAUUACAAAAGAAACCGAAAGAAAAAAAACAAUCAAAAACUAAAAUAGAAAAUGAACAAGCAAUCAUAACUAGUACUAAUGAUAAACAAGAAUCUUUAUCGGAUUGGAUUAUUGAAUAUGAUACUAAUAGUAGUACUGAUCAAGUUUUACAAUUAACUAAUGAAGUUCGACGAACAUCGAUAGCAAUGAAUGAUGAAGAUAAAACAGCUAAAGUUAAUAUGAUAUUAAUGAAAAUAAAAAAACAACAGCAAGAAUUAAAUAAAUUAAGACAAUAUGUUAUGUCUAUGUUAGGUGAACAAGAAAAAUCUAAAUCAUCAAAAAUCAAUCGACAAAAUUCGAAUUUAACUCAUGAUCUACUUCUAGCUUUUCUUAAUCAAUCAAAUAAAUCUGGUUGUUGGUUAUGUUCAGGAAAAAUGUAUGCUGAAAUAGCUACGCAAUGUGAUCAUGAUAAUGAACAGUAA